AUGAUCACAAAAAUACCCCUGCAAUACUGUUCUGAUGACGAUUACAAUGACAUCGACUCUAACCUAAGGAUUAGGGAAAUUAAUCUGAAUAAAGAAUGUCCGCGACAUCAACGAUGCUAUUACUUAUAUAAAAAUAAUUUAAAUAGGCAUGUGUUGUGCGUUUAUUAUGUGCAGGGCGUACCAAAACACCUAAACGAUGUCAGUAAUAAGUGUUUAGCCGACAACAACAAUGCUAUUGUUAAAUGCCAGAUAGAGAGUAUACCCAAAGAUAUAUCACCUUAUAGUAUCAAAGAGUACUCGUGUUGUGGAUCAUAUACGGCACUCAGUUGCGCUAGAAAUAUUGCCAAGAAAAAAUGCACAGCAAAGGAUUACGACCAAGUGUACGAGGUGAUCAGACAGACCAGGAACAAUAUUUACAGCACGUGCAAAGACUAUCAGCGAUGUAACCGAUCAACUAGUUUAGGCUAUAGUAUACCUUUAAUUGCCAUGAUAGGAAGUAGCGCCAAUAAAUAUUUCAAAAGUUAA
This is a messenger RNA of Medioppia subpectinata, 525 nucleotides long. The record is from the annotation of a GenBank genome assembly. Lineage: Eukaryota; Metazoa; Arthropoda; Arachnida; Sarcoptiformes; Oppiidae.